Messenger RNA from Symbiodinium necroappetens, 660 nucleotides. The record is from the annotation of a GenBank genome assembly. Lineage: Eukaryota; Dinophyceae; Suessiales; Symbiodiniaceae.
GCGUUGAAUGAGGCCCUGAAGAACCAGAAGAUGCAGCUACAGGACGACGUGGCAAAGGUGAGCGAGGAGCUGGAUAAGAUGAACGGAGAGAUUCUGAAGCUCAUCGAUGACGAAUCCAACAAGGUGAAGGAUGGCCAUGCCGCCAUUGAGAGCCGCAUCCAGACCCUUGAGAUGGCUUUCACCGCACGGACGCAGACCCUGGGAGAUGUGGAUGCUCAGCUAUCGGCCCGACUGGAUGAAGUCGCUGCAUCAAGUCAGGAAGCGAUGGAGAACCUCCGUGAUGCUUUAGCAGCAGAGACUGGCAAGUUGGUCGAGCGCUUCGGGCAAGUGCAGGACGAUGUCCAGUCGAUUGAGGCGGAGGUCUUGCGCCGCUGUGAAGACAUGGGCGAGGCGCAGGCAGAGGCAAAGCUGGCGCAGGACGAGAUGUUCGGAAAUCUUCAAGCCAACAUCGGCGAUCUGGGUGCCAAGAUCGAGGAGAGCAGGGCAGCGGAAGGCGACUUGCAGAAGCAGGUGACGGCCGCACAGGAAGGCCUUGCAGCCGCCGACACCCGGGCUUCGGCCUUAGAGGAGCUUCUCGCGCAGGAAAGCACUCGUGCGAGCACUGCUGAAGAGUCGCUAAGCCGCACCGCCGAGGGGCUGGCGGCACAGCAGGCCAAGCAG